AUGGCGAACAAGCUCAAAGUCGAUGAACUCCGUGCAAAGCUCGCCGAGCGUGGACUUAGCACCACCGGACUCAAAGCCGUUCUGGUGGAGAGGCUUGAAGAGGCAAUCGCCGAAGCCGAGAAGAAGGAGGAAUUAAAGAGCAAUAAGAGGAAACGAAACCGAGAUUCUUCGGAUGAUGACGACGAAUCGAACAAAUUGAUUGCAAUUGGCGAGCUUCGUGGCAUGAAUGUGAAGGAAUUGCGCGAGGAAGCUAACAAGAGAGGCUUAGCUUCAACGGGUACCAAAAAGGAGCUUCUCGAGAGGCUCUGCAACGACGCAAACAACGAUUCCAAUUCCCAAGUCAUAUCGAGUACAUAUGCAGCUGAAGAUGUCGACAGCAAUGGCUUUGAAGAGGAAAUUAAAGAAGAGAAAAUCGUAACGGCGACAAAGAAAGGCGCAGUGGUAUUGGACCAAUGGAUUCCUGAUAACAUAAAGAGCCAGUACCAUGUUCUUCAAAGGGGUGAUGAGAUAUAUGAUGCAAUGUUAAAUCAAACAAAUGUCAGGGAUAAUAACAACAAGUUCUUUGUCCUACAAGUGCUAGAGUCGGAUAACGGGAAAACGUAUAUGGUCUACUUCAGAUGGGGAAGAGUUGGAGUGAAAGGGCAGAGUAAAUUAGAUGGGCCUUUUGACUCAUGUGAUCGUGCAAUAGAAAUAUUUGGCAAUAAGUUCCUUGACAAGACCAAGAAUUUUUGGGCUGACAGAAAGGAGUUUAUCCCUAUUCCCAAGCUCUAUACAUGGCUCGAAAUGGACUACAGCAACGAGGAAAAUGAGUCAGUUGUCAAUGAUAUUCCCCAAUCAUCUACUCAAGUUAAACCGGAGGAAUCAAAACUGGAUCCCAAGGUUGGCAAGUUUAUCUCUCUUAUAUGCAAUGUAAGCAUGAUGGCACAGCACAUGAUGGAAAUAGGAUAUAACGCUAACAAAUUGCCACUUGGUAAGCUAAGCAAGUCCACAAUAUCAAAGGGUUAUGAAGUGUUGAAGAGAAUAUCGGAGGUGAUAGAUCGGUAUGAUAGAGCGAAGCUUGAGGAACUGAGUGGAGAGUUCUAUACUGUGAUACCCCAUGAUUUUGGUUUUAAGAAAAUGAGUCAGUUUGUUAUAGACACUCCUCAAAGGUUAAAACAGAAAAUAGAAAUGGUCGAGGCAUUAGGUGAAAUCGAACUCGCGACAAAGUUGUUGUCCGUCGACCCGAAAUUGCAGGAUGAUCCUUUAUAUUAUCACUACCAGCAACUUAACUGUGGAUUGACGCCAGUAGGAGCUGACUCAGAAGAGUUCUCUAUGGUUGCCAAAUACAUGGAGAACACUCAUGCAAAGACGCAUUCGGGAUACAAAGUUGAGAUUGCUCAACUAUUUAGAGCUUCGAGAGCUGACGAAGCUGAUCGAUUCCAACAGUUCUCAAGUGCGAAGAACAGGAUGCUACUCUGGCAUGGUUCACGUCUCACUAACUGGGCCGGUAUUUUAUCUCAAGGUCUUCGUAUAGCGCCACCUGAAGCGCCUGUGACAGGUUACAUGUUCGGCAAAGGUGUUUACUUUGCAGAUAUGUUCUCCAAAAGUGCGAACUACUGCUACGCUAACAGUGGUGCUAAUGACGGUGUUUUGCUUCUUUGCGAGGUUGCUUUGGGAGACAUGAAUGAGCUUUUAUACUCAGAUUAUAACGCAGAUAAUCUUCCCCCCGGGAAGCUAAGCACAAAAGGUGUGGGGAAGACAGCACCAAACCCAUCAGAAGCUCAGACGCUAGAAGACGGUGUUGUUGUUCCUCUUGGCAAACCUGUGGAUCAUUCAAGCUCCAAGGGGAUGUUAAUGUACAACGAGUAUAUUGUCUACAAUACGGAACAAAUCAGGAUGCGAUAUGUGAUCCAAGUCAAAUUCAACUACAAGCACUAA
Molecule: messenger RNA, 1917 nt
Organism: Microthlaspi erraticum
Lineage: Eukaryota; Viridiplantae; Streptophyta; Magnoliopsida; Brassicales; Brassicaceae
Source: the annotation of a GenBank genome assembly